Molecule: messenger RNA, 552 nt
Organism: Caenorhabditis bovis
Lineage: Eukaryota; Metazoa; Nematoda; Chromadorea; Rhabditida; Rhabditidae
Source: the annotation of a GenBank genome assembly
AUGGCGACCCUGCCUUCAACCCUUCAUUGCUCCCUUCAACACUGCACAUUCAAUCCAAAUAUGCUGCAAGCUUUAAACUCUCUAACACUGAAAAAUGAAAUCCUUUCCAGUUUUCCGCUUCAAAUGGCUCUCCACUUCAACAUUUCACUAUUUCCCUUUCAUUUAAUUCAAAUUCUACUCGCUUUGUAUUUCAAGUAUGAUUUGAUGACUCUGACAUUUCGAGUAAUACUCUACUCUGCCUAUAUCGUACAUAUAAGCAGCGAAGCAAUACGACUAGGUCUCGGCUUCUACGGAAACCUCGCAGAAAACAUGUCCGCACUUUCCGGAUUCCUAAUUACAUCAAGCCUAAUUCAACUUCCGAUUACGGUGUUCCUUCUCGCGUCAACAUCAUACCCAAAACUCCCAUUGGAAUACGUUUUUUAUCCAGUUUUUAUAAUAUUUAUAAUGAUUGAAAUCGUUUUUGGAAUCGCCGCGCUGAAACGAACCGCAACUCGGGAAAUGUCGAAGUACGCUAAAAUCAUUAUGGAAGACCAAUCGAAUUCGCGAUAUUAA